AGAGAGAGAGCUAGAAAGAGAGAGAGAGAGACAGAGAGAGAGAGAGAGAGAGGAGGGGGUAGGGGGAGAGAGAGUCGGCGAGGAAUGUUCUGCGGCGUGUUACGAAGCUUAACUCUUUCGCCUUUCGGAGGAUGAAAGCUGCCCAAAUGACAUCACUUUAACAAGAAACUUGACUGGCGAGUGAGCCGAGACGCAGCCUUCGCCGCUCCGCUCCGCUCGCUGGGCGAGAGAAACCGGCAACUGAGCGCCGAAAGCCAGAAGCAGUUUGAAGCGCAGGAGAAAUGGCAAAUUUAAAGUACGUCAUUAAUAUGGCGCCAAAAGAUUUUUAAGUAUGACUCCGGGAGCGUAUUUUUUGUUGUAAGGUUGCAAGAUCCAAUGUACGCCUGUGCAAUCACAAGAGAAGAAGACUAGGCAGCGAGCGAGCAGGGGAGAGAGAGGGUGGGAGAGAGAGAGAGAGGGAAAGGGAGAGAUGUUUUGGUAGCACGACGUUGCGAAACUAACCUGAUCUGACUUGUAAGGCAAUUUGAUCUGCCAGUUUCUGCAGGUUACGAAAGGAAGCAAGCACCUACUGUACAAUACAACCUGCACGAUCGGAUAUCAGUAUUGGAUUGGCAAAGACGAUGCGACAGGCUUGAACGCGAAGGAGCACACGAUUUGCAUUUCGGAAGAGAUCGUUACAAAGUCAUAAAAAAGAAAAAAGAUACACAGUUCGGUGGCUGCGUAGGCGGCCAUCUCCUUUUUUGGUUGUACCCCCCUUUUGGAUAUAAUAAAUGGAGUUGUUUCGAGUAUGCACUCCUGGAGGAGCAUCUAGCUAACGGUGUUCGGAAGCAACGUGGAAUGGUGCAAACGCCAGCCGCGCACCUCAAUGAUCUCCUAAUCCGACAGCAUCGUUGCCCUCCGGAUCUGAAGACGCGUCGCAUCCCAAAAGCGCCCUGCGACUAAGAUGGAAAACGGAAAGAAAAGGAGGAAAUACUCAACAAGCAGUAAUGAUUCGGAUACCACUGACAGCCAUGCAACCUCUUGGUCAAGAUGUUCCAAAAAUGUGAAUCCCAAAACCACCUGGGCUCGGCCGGAGGAGAAAAAACCAUCAGAGGUAUUCCGAACGGAUUUUAUAACAGCAAUGAAGUUGCCAGAUUCCUUCCAGCUAAGCCAGGAGGAGUUUUAUGUCCUCUCAGACCCCUGGAGACAAGAGUGGGAGAAGGGAGUCCAGGUGCCAGCCAACUUAGAGGCCAUCCCAGAGCCCCUGGUCAGGGUCUUACCAGAGGACAAUAGGAUUCCUUUCUAUUCAGCCUCGCCAAGUUCCCUGAACGGAUUGGAGGAAUCAGAGUCUGGCUAUGUGGACAUGAGAACCUCAAUGGAACGGCCCUGCCGCUAUGAUCUGGAUGACCUAGAUGCCAUGUGGCUGGAACUUGUCAAUGCAGAAUUCAGGGAACUGGCUCUGCCUGAACUUGAUGAGCUCACAAUGGAACGGGUACUUGAAGAACUGGAAAGCCAGUGCUCCGAGAACAUGCAGAUUGCCAUAGAAACUGAAGAAGGGCUGGGCAUCGAGUAUGAUGAAGAUGUUGUGUGUGACGUUUGUCGCUCCCCUGAAGGAGAGGAUGGCAAUGAAAUGGUCUUCUGUGACAAGUGCAACAUCUGUGUUCAUCAGGCCUGUUAUGGGAUCCUGAAAGUGCCCCUGGGAAACUGGCUGUGUAGGACCUGUGCACUUGGGGUCCAACCAAAAUGCCUGUUGUGCCCCAAAAGAGGAGGAGCCUUGAAACCGACUCGAAGUGGAACAAAGUGGAUCCAUGUCAGCUGUGCCUUAUGGAUACCUGAAGUCAGCAUUGGGUGUCCAGAGAAGAUGGAGCCAAUUACAAAGUUGUCUCACAUCCCGCAAAAUAGGUGGGCCUUGGUCUGCAGUCUGUGCAAGGAGCACACUGGCACAUGCAUUCAGUGUUCUAUGCCCUCCUGUGUUGUAGCCUUCCAUGUCACAUGUGCAUUUGAUCAUGGCCUAGAAAUGAGGACAAUACUGGCUGAGAAUGAUGAGGUGCGGUUUAAAUCCUAUUGCCUAGAACACAGCAGCAACUGUGGCUCUGGAAACAGCAAAGGAGAUAGGAGUGAGUCAAGACUUCAACCAACAGGGGGUGCAUCUGAACUAAAUGGACUGCAGGCUGCACCAGACAAAGUGGACAAGAGUGAGCUGGAGAAGGCCAGCCAACGAAAGCAAAAGCUGCAAGAACUAGAGGAGGAAUUUUACAGGCUAGUCAACCCAUCGGAUGUGGCUGAGAACUUGGGCCUUCCAGAUUCCCAUGUUGACUUUGUCUACCAGUUCUGGAAACUCAAAAGGAAGUCAAAUUUCAAUCAACCUCUUCUGGCACCCAAGCGGGAUGAAGUGGACAAUCUUGCCCAACAGGAGCAGGACGUCCUAUACCGUCGCCUAAAACUUUUUACCCAUCUACGGCAGGACCUGGAGAGGGUACGCAAUCUGUGUUACAUGUUAACAAGGAGAGAGAAGAUGAAGCAGUCCCUCUGCACGCUUCAAGAAAAGAUCUUCAACCUUCAGAUUCAGCUCAUUGAAGAAGACUUGGCUAGAGAAAAAGCUGGGAAAGGACCUAAAGGCAAGGUGAAUGGCACAAAAGAACGCCGGAGAGAACGGAGGAAGGACAGCCCAGAGAUAAAGGAAAGGUGGAAAGCAGAAGAUGGAUCACUACUCAAGCAGCUAGGUUUGUCCAAGACCUUUCCAAUUGAUGAGGCUCUCUUCAAUAGCUGGCUUGCACAGUCUGUACAGAUCACUACAGAGGAUAUGCUGAACCAGUGGUCUCUCCAUGAUCGACAAAAGAAGAAAACUGGCAACCUUCUGUCCGAUCAGCUGCUUCAGGAUGAACAGAGCCUUCUGAGCCUCAUGAUGGACCACUCAGUAAAGCCUGCCUGGAAGACGCACCAGGCUGGAAAAAGAGCUAGGGGGACCUCAAAGGGGAAGAAUCUCAAGACCACUUCCUCUUCUUCCUCAAAGGAAAGCAAGGACUGUGGACACUCUGAUGAACCAGGGACCCAAGACAAGAGUGUGAAUUCUUCAAGAAGAUCUUCAAACCACGUAGAGAAAUCAAAACCUUCCAAAACAGUACAGAACCAUAACCGCCGAAACAGUGAGACCAAACUAGAUUCUGGGAAAGCAGCCACACAGCCUUCAGUUACUAAAAUGAAUUCCUGUCACAAUUCCGUGGAGAAAAGUCAAAGUGUCGUCCACCCUGAGCAAAAUCUGGAACUCGGCCAUCCAGUCAAAGUGCCUGAGGCAGCUAAAGCUGUGGUACGGUUCAGACUACCAAAACAGGGUAAGUCCAAAUCAAAAGCAUGCAGCCCUGGCCCAGCUGCAAGCCGUGAACAUAUAGGAAAGGACGCCUUGUUGUUUGACAGUGAGAUUGAUGGCUACUAUUCUGAUGCGGAAAUGAGAGAUUCCGAUAUCCAGUGCAGCAGUGCGAAACUCCAUCUUGGCCAACUGCACCCUGGAGGUGAGGACUUUGUCAGGAGAAGCGUGUUGGCGUCAUAAAAUGAAGAGGGAAAAGUGGACGGCGAUGGCAGCAAAAUUCAGCGCAGAAGCAAAGCCUGAACCCAGUAACAACUGCCAUGUCUUUUACUUUUUCUAGUUCACGUCACGGCUAAUUUCUGAUUCCAUCCCACAACCAAAACCAGAAAGCCGAGGCCUUAGUGUCCCUGCAGAAGCCCAGCAACAUUGCAGGCCUUUAUUCCUUCAUUUGCAGGGGAUGAAAAAGUAAAGUCUGUGCAUUACCAAGGAGAUGAUAUCCCACAUGUACGCAUGUAUUUUGUAUGUAAAUCAUUGUGACAUUGACGUUUCAGCUAGACUAGCCUUUCAUCACAGGCUCCAUUGGCAACCUUUGCCAGUAUUAACAGCAUAAGCAGGGAUAUUUAACUUAGGGGCAUUAAAAACAAGGAGCUGAUUCCAAUGUCAUGACUUCCUUUAGAGUGACGGAAAUGUAUGCAGUUGGAACAUUUUUUAACAUAUCGAACGGUCUUAAGUAGGAACCUCUAAGUAAAUUAAAGAGCUGAAGUUAAAAAAGAUAACAAGCACAAGGGGUUUAUGGGUAACUUGACGCACUCACCUGCAGCAUAGGAAAGUUGCAAAUUUUUGAAUUCUUCCAAUUUACAAAAUAUUGAAAUACUGCUUUACUUUAGACCAGUUGACACACCUUUAAAGUUUAGAGGGCUCUACUCCCAAAUGUUUUGACGCUUUCAGCUUUUAUUUGUCUCCUAUGUUAAUGAUGUCUGGUCUAAAUGAACUAACAAGGUUGUUAAAUUAAGAAAGAGUUUCCUUUAGCAAAGUUCCGUUGGUUGGUUGCUUUCUGGUCUAAGAAGGACUGUGACAACCAUUGAAUCGGAAUAUGAAGUAAGGGCUUGUAAAAAUGGAUUUUGGUUUUACCUUUUGAUCUUGUAAAGCUCGUGAUGGGUGGUCAUUUAUGGCAGUGAACCUUUUUUUCAAAUCUGUGUUUUUGGUUGCCAUAAAAACAA
This is a messenger RNA of Erpetoichthys calabaricus (reedfish), 4503 nucleotides long. RefSeq names its product jade family PHD finger 2 (gene jade2). The transcript is spliced from 12 exons. Bases 944 to 3526 code for a protein of 860 amino acids. The record is from RefSeq and is a predicted model, not a curated record. Gene Ontology annotation, cellular component: histone acetyltransferase complex. NCBI's taxonomy places the organism in Eukaryota, Metazoa, Chordata, Cladistia, Polypteriformes, Polypteridae. Gene Ontology annotation, biological process: regulation of transcription by RNA polymerase II.